AUGGCUGAUUACGACCGCCGGCGCAGCAGAGGAGGAGGAAGGGGAGGCGAUGAUGGUGGUGGUGGUGGUGGUGGUGGUGGAAGCCACUUCAACAACCGGAAGAGAAGAUACAGAGAUGAUGAUUACGAGGAUCGCCGUCCUCAACGCCGCCGCUACGAAGAGCCCCUUGCUGUGACUGUGCGCAAACAAGUCUUGUCAAUCGCAGAAAGCCCGGUUCGACGAGCAGAGGAUGAUGUUGCGACCAUUGCGAAGAGCCUCGCGGAAAACUACUUCGAUCAUGAUCUGACGUCCGGGUUUGUGGAUCUUGUGGUGCAUCUUACUGUUGAACAACCUCUCAAGAUCCCUUUCAUCGCCGCCAUUGUCCUCCUCGGCAACUCUCAGAAGCCUGAACUGACAGUCGAUGUCUUGGGCAAGAUUGGCGAAGCACUCCAGCGUCGACUGGACAUAGGAGAAUGGCGUGAAGUCAAGCUGUACCUCCGCUUUCUUGGUUGCCUACAGGGUAUCUUCGAGGGUGACGGGAUUUUCACCAUACUCGAAGAGCUUUUCUCCCGGGCAGCGGACUUGCAAAUGAAGUCGUCUGAAGAUUCGUUGGGUCUUGAGCUCGUCAAAGUCAUCCUCAUGACCAUUCCAUACAUUAUGUCCUCCUCGGCAAGCGGUUUCGAGACUCAGGCAAGCUCUCUGUUAGAGAAGACCGACAUCAUUGCGUCGACUGCCCACCCUUUGGAGACUCUUGUCGACCCGUUCCCAAACCCGGAAGUUGGUGGUCCCACGAGCUCCGAGAGCGCGCUCGCUCUGCUUCAAAAGCACAUGCAAGAAGAAGCUAAGAACUCUUGGGAAUUGUCGUGCUUGCCUCGUCCGUGGAAAGGCACUCGAUCUGCCGAAGAGGAAGACGCUCUGACGGCGGCCCAAAAACACUCUUUUCCGCAGGUGACAGUGCCACAGGUCGUCCAAACUGGUCCACGCGCUAUUUACCCUGAUGUCUAUUUCUCGGUCUAUGGCGAACAGGAAAUUGAGACAGUGCCCACCGCCUCUGACACUGCCGCCCUGCUGAUCCGAGACGCAUUGUCUGACACCAUCAACGUCCUAGACUUCAACAGAAUGGUUGCGGCGAAAUUCCUCACUGACGUGGAUUGCUACUUUGCUCCAGACACUUUCGUCAAACGAGCGACGCCUUUCGACAAGCUGCGCGAAGUGACAGGAGACAAGCCUACCUGGAAACCGGAAGAUGUCAUCGUCGAUGCAGCCUUCUCCCAGUUAUUGCAGCUGCCUGCCCCUGAGCAUAAAUUGGUCUACUUCCACUCGGUACUAACUGAGACCUGCAAACUUGCGCCGGCCGCUGUCGCACCCAGCUUGGGGAGAGCCAUUCGAUACCUGUACAGGAAUGUGGACAGAAUGGACCUGGAGCUUGCCCAGCGGUUCUUGGACUGGUUUGCUCAUCAUUUGAGUAAUUUCGGGUUUACGUGGAAAUGGACCGAAUGGGUCGACGAUGUCAACUUGCCCGAUGUUCACCCGAAGAAGGCGUUCAUCAUCGACGCCCUGGACAAGGAAAUCCGAUUGAGCUUUUCGAAACGGAUCAAGGGCACUUUGCCUGAACCGUACCAGGCUUUGAUCUCCGAAGCCAAAGACAAGGAUGAGCCCGACUUCAAAUACAAUGACGAAUCAACUCCAUUUUCAGCCGAAGGACAACAGCUUGCACAGAUGAUACGGCGCAAAGCCAGCAACGAGGAGUUCACACCAGUUUUCGAAAAGAUCGAGCAGGACGCCGCGGCCUCGGGACUGACAGACCCUGCCCUUGCUUCGACGGAUGCGUUCGUUACGUCGAUAUGCUGGAUCGGGUCGAAGUCGUUGUCUCACGCUCUGGCCUGCAUUGAACGUUGCAAGGAGCGUCUCAUGGCGAUCAGCUCCGCGAGUUCUGCGUGCAGGAAACAAAUCAUCACAUCGGUCAUGGACUAUUGGAAAGACCAGACCGGUGUGGGAGUCGUGAUCUUGGACAAAUUGUUGAACUAUCAGAUCUUGACACCUGCCACCGUCCUCGAGUGGGCGCUCAUUGACCAUGUCGCUCGAGGCACGCUGCUCGCGAAAACAUGGUGCUACGAACUGGUGAGCCUAACAACCAGAAAGGUGGCGGGACGUGUGAGAAGUAUUGUCGGUGCAAUCCGGCAACCCGGUCUGGCCGACGACCGAAAGGACGAGCUGCAGCAGGCAUUGGCCCACGAAAUGGAGACGAUGAAGAAUCUGUUCAGCAUCAUCGAAGAUGCGGUUGGCAGCAUCCGCGACGGCAACCAGGAUGAGAUGAUGGAGAGUAGCGAUGCUCUCCGUGCCGAAGAGGAAGACUUGCUCAAGGCAUGGGGCGGCAAAUGGGCGAGAGUAUUCCAGCGCAAAUAUGCCGUCGAAGACAGUUGGGUGCGUGAAGAGUUGUCCAAGCCCAUCCCAGAACCUGAAGUGAAGACCGUCACCAAGGAUACCAAGAUGGAAGAAGUCCAGGUUGCCGGGAGCCUUGAUGGCCAGAACGGAACCGCUGUCGAUGCCGAUGAUCAGAUCGAAUAG
Capronia coronata CBS 617.96 is the source of this 2547-nucleotide messenger RNA. RefSeq lists its product as uncharacterized. Gene Ontology annotation, molecular function: RNA cap binding; mRNA binding. Gene Ontology annotation, cellular component: nucleus; nuclear cap binding complex. Gene Ontology annotation, biological process: nuclear-transcribed mRNA catabolic process, nonsense-mediated decay; mRNA export from nucleus. Bases 1 to 2547 code for a protein of 848 amino acids. NCBI's taxonomy places the organism in Eukaryota, Fungi, Ascomycota, Eurotiomycetes, Chaetothyriales, Herpotrichiellaceae. The record is from RefSeq and is a predicted model, not a curated record. The transcript is spliced from 6 exons.